AUGGAUGGUGGCAGUGCUCUCUCAUCUGCCUCAGCUGUGGCUUUAGGCAAUAGUGACGGGCAUGUGGUUCAACAUGACAUUGCAGACAAUUAUCAUCAGGAUAUCGGGAUAAACCACGAGGCCACAUAUGACAAUCAAAUAUCUGCGGACUCCCAAUGUAUUGGAGCAAAUACGGACAAAUUAUUAGUCGACACAGCAACUACUCAGGAAUUAAUUAGUGAAACUCACCACGACGGGGAUGUGGAGAUGGUAAUGGAGUCGUCUCGAAACGAUGCUCUCCAACCUAAUACUGGAAAUUGGUACGUCAUUAUUGAGAAGGUGGUGCCUCCACUAACGGAUGCGGUGUCAUAUCAGCAGUGGAUUGGUUGCUUAAAAGGGACGCCAGUAUCAGUACCGGCAAAUGGGCAGUGUCUUUUCCUGGCUUUAUCUGCAUCGCUUGGAAAUGUACAAUCCCGCUUCUUCAGUGUUGUUGGAGAUAACUUAAUUUCUGCGAUCACAGUCAAACACGAUGUUAUUUAUAUCUUACUGACCAAUUUGCGAAGAGACGUAAUGUUGGGUUUGGUGGACUCCAAACAGGGUUUACGCCGACUUUAUCCAGGUAAACCUGUUCCAGCUACGACGCAAGCCGCAACUGCAGCUCUGUUAACGCACUAUCUUCUCAUUCGAGAUGUUUCAGUAAUGCGUGAUGUACCUAUGGAAUUUUGGGAAGGGCCGCAUAUACUAAGAGCGGUGGCGGUCUACUUACGAGAACUGGUUUAUAGGCUCACGAAACCGGGCAAGUCGAGAUGGUUUCGGAUCAUGUAA
Molecule: messenger RNA, 804 nt
Organism: Peronospora farinosa
Lineage: Eukaryota; Oomycota; Peronosporomycetes; Peronosporales; Peronosporaceae
Source: the annotation of a GenBank genome assembly